Oryza sativa Japonica Group (Japanese rice) is the source of this 1621-nucleotide messenger RNA. RefSeq names its product transcription factor bHLH94. Gene Ontology annotation, molecular function: protein dimerization activity; DNA-binding transcription factor activity, RNA polymerase II-specific; RNA polymerase II cis-regulatory region sequence-specific DNA binding. The record is from RefSeq and is a predicted model, not a curated record. Gene Ontology annotation, biological process: regulation of transcription by RNA polymerase II. NCBI's taxonomy places the organism in Eukaryota, Viridiplantae, Streptophyta, Magnoliopsida, Poales, Poaceae.
UUCUUCCCCGUGCCGUGGCAGGUUGGGUCGUUGUCCCCAUAGCACAUCCAUGAUAUUCCAAGCUUCUCUUUAAAAGGGACCACCUUUUGCUGCCCCCCUGACCCGAGUUCUCUCCUCUCCUCUCCUAGUCUCCUCCCUCCCAUGCACGCCGCCCAUGGUGGAGGUGGAAGGCAACCAGUAACCAUCUUGCCAAUCUCGAGUUCUCAGCUUGUGGUCACAGGUGGAGAUUGGCCACUUCUUGCCUACCUGGUACGUGCUAAUGACCAGCUAGCUAGAAUGGUACGAGGCUGAGCGAGUGAGUGGAAGCUUGGUUGGUAGGUAGGAGAAGGCUCUCAUGGCGCUGGAAGCUGUGGUGUUCCCGCAGGAGCACCUGUCGUGCGCUGCCGCCAUGUACGCGGCGCCGCCGUCGUCGCUGGGAUGCGGCGUUGACAUGGACGAGUUCGAGGAGAACGGUGGUGUGGUGCUGCAAGAGGAGGCCGGAGUGGCGGUGCACGGCGGCGGCGGCGGUGGCGCUGGUGGGAUGAUGAGCCUCUGGGUCAACGCGGCGACCUGCGCGCGCUCCAUUGCUGCUUCCGGCGCCGUGGAGGAGUUCUGGGACGAGAGGCAGUACCCCGUGUCGUCACCGCCGGCGGCGCCGACGCCAGCAGCGUCCGGCGGUGGUGGCGGCCACGCCAAGGCGGCCGCGCGGAGGCGGCGGCGGCGGCCCAAGGUGGUGAAGAACAAGGAGGAGGCCGAGAGCCAGCGGCGCAACCACAUCGCCGUGGAACGCAACCGGCGGCGGCAGAUGAACGAGUACCUCGCCGUGCUCCGCUCCCUCAUGCCGCCAUCCUACGCGCAGCGGGGUGACCAGGCGUCGAUCGUCGCCGGCGCCAUCAACUUCGUCAAGGAGCUGGAGCAGCUGCUCCAGUCGCUAGAGGCCCAGAAGCGUCGCGCCGAGCACGCGCCGCCGGCGCCGCCGUUCGCCGGGUUCUUCACGUUCCCUCAGUACUCUACCACAGUUGGUGACAACAAUGCGGCCGGCUCUGGCGCCGCCGACGGCGAGGGCGGCUGCGGCGCGCGGCCCGGCGCGGCCGACAUCGAGGUGGCCAUGGCGGAGAGCCACGCGAACGUGAGGGUGCUCGCGCCGCGGCGGCCGAGGCAGCUGCUGAGGAUGGUGGUGGCGCUGCAAUGCCUCGGCCUCACCGUGCUCCACCUCAACGUCACCACCACCGCCGACCAUUUGGCGCUCUACUCCUUCAGCCUCAAGAUGGAGGAUGAAUGCCGGCUUUCGUCAGUCGACGAGAUCGCCGGCGCCGUCAAUCAGAUGGUCACGAAGAUCGCUGGCGAGUGCAUUAGUUAGUUAAUUAGCUUGAAAAAAAAAGAGGUGUUUUUGUGCGUGUAUGUGUUUGUAGCAAUUAAUCCCGUCCUAGUACAUGGAUAAUUCAGGCGAUUUGAGCCAUUGUCAGGGUAGUACAAUACUAGCUGCCCGCCAUGUUUGCGUGCAAGUAAUUAAACAUGUAUCAAUCAGCGGAUCAGAUCUGCUUAACUGAAUUUUCAAAGUACAUAUGUAAGCAUCCAGCUCGUCGAGUCACAUCUCGCAGCACCAAUUAUUUAGCACCUGCGUGUGCCUACGGGUGAUCAA